Molecule: messenger RNA, 2029 nt
Organism: Sinocyclocheilus anshuiensis
Lineage: Eukaryota; Metazoa; Chordata; Actinopteri; Cypriniformes; Cyprinidae
Product: fibropellin-1
Exons: 18
Coding region: 1-1899 (632 amino acids)
Molecular function (GO): calcium ion binding
Source: RefSeq, a predicted model, not a curated record
AUGGGAAUUGAAGUUACAUUCACCACCGGCAACUUGAGCGAUACGACACACAAACCUUCAUUACCAGAUGUUGAUGAGUGUCUCCAGGGCGACCUGGGGCCUUGCGGUUACCAUGCCAACUGCACAAACACACCUGGAUCCUACCUGUGCAGCUGUUUCCGUGGUUACCUGAUGAGUGCGGAAGGAUGUAAAGAUGUAGAUGAGUGUGUGUUAGCUGCAGUAACAGGUCUGCAGGCGUGUGGAAGUGGAGCCGUGUGUACAAACACACCGGGAUCUUUCACCUGCUCGUGUCCGGCGGGAUUCGUGCUGGCGCUCGACGGACACAACUGUGUCGAUGUUGACGAAUGUAAUUUCGAGGAGAGCUGCCGCAGGGAGCUGGGUAACGUGUGUGUGAAUACAGACGGCAGCUACACGUGUGUGUGUCAGGCUGGAUUCAGAGAGCACAGAGCCGCGUGUGUGGAUGUGGACGAGUGUGUGGAGGAGCAGCAUGUGUGUGUCGGCCGAGGCGAGUGUGAGAACACACUGGGCAGUUACAGCUGUGUGUGUCAGCGCGGUUACCGUGGCAACGGCACACACUGCACAGAUGUGGACGAGUGUGUGAGCAGUAAUGACACGUGUGAACAGACCUGCACAAACACAGCGGGUUCCUUUCUCUGCUCGUGUCGACGCGGGUAUCAGCUGCACAUCGAUGGACGCAGCUGUGUGGACAUAGACGAGUGUAAACUACAGAACGGAGGCUGUUCUCAUGAGUGCACAAACACACCAGGAGGUCAAGAAUGUCACUGUCCCUUCCCUCUGCUGCUGGACCACCGCAACACCACCUGCGUCAAUGUGACCUCAUGUGCCUUGAGGAACGGUGGAUGUGAUCAUACUUGCUCGUUGGGUGCUGAGGGUCGCAUCCAUUGCAGCUGCAGAGCAGGAUGGGAGCUCAGCGCAGACCAAAGAACCUGCAUCGAUGUGGACGAAUGUGUGAGUUUUAACGGCGGCUGUGAGCAGGUGUGUGUGAAUCACGCUGGCGGUUUUAAUUGCAGCUGUCGCUCGGGCUUCGAGUUGCGUAAAGACGACCCGACUAAAUGCCAUCCUCUGUGUGAACCUGCCUGUCUAAACUCUGGAGUGUGUGUCGCUCCGAACACCUGCGACUGUCCGGCGGGAUAUCCGGGACCAGGAUGCUCGGCCAUGUGUUCUCCACCCUGCGCUUAUGGAGGGUCCUGUAUGAGGUGGAACGUCUGUCUGUGUCGUCCCGGCUGGACGGGUGACGGCUGCCACACAGCCGUGUGUGAGCUGCCGUGUGCGAACGGUGGACGAUGUGUCGCUCCAAACACCUGCCAAUGUCCCUCUGACUACAGCGGGCCACAGUGUUUGUGUUUGUGUGUGUGUGUGUGUGUGUGUGUGUUUACAGCGCUGUGUUCUCCUCCGUGUGUGAAUGGAGGGAAGUGUGUGGACAUCAACACCUGCAGCUGCUCAGACGGAUGGACAGGAGCGCGCUGUCAGAGAGAACCCGUCAGGUGUGUGUCGGCGUGUAGAAACGGUGGUGUGUGUGUGGGACUCAACAGAUGCCAGUGUGUGGAUGGAUUUACUGGAAGCCUCUGUGAGACAGCCGUCACUACGCCGUGUGUUCCUCCCUGUCAGCAUGGUGGCGUCUGCGGGCCUCUGAACACCUGUGUGUGUGUGACGGGGACGAGCGGCAUACGCUGUGAGAAACUCGUGUGUCCCGUCGUGACUACGGUGGUCAGUAUGGCCCGCGCCGUGCGGAAAGGCUUUCGGGAGAGUUACGUGGACCGCUGCGGACCGCUGGGAGUCCAGCUCUGUACUAAAUACAGGAUAAAUCAGGCGCGUGUGUAUCUGCAGGCGUAUAGAGUGGGCUACAAAAUCCAGUGUCCCGAGAAAACAGCAAGAUGAACAACAUCAAGUCUAUUGUAAUGCUCCCAAACACUGAACAGACACACUCACUCAGUGCAUAUUAUAUGAUUGUGUAUACUGACUUUUGCACAUUGCAUGUGUAUUGUUACAGACUAAUAAAGGUAUUUUU